CUCAAUGUAGCUACAUUGAAAAAAAAAAAAAAAAGAAGAAGUUACAACACUUUUAUCAAAUGUAACAGGCUCUUCACUUUUAGUUCCUUCACCUUUGCAAAGGGUAAGACCAUAUCCAUUUUUAGGAAACUAAUAACUGCUUGCCGAACAACUAUAACAUCUGUUUAUUUUCUUAUUUACAUAGGUAAAAGAAAAAGUAAGAAAUCUAUGAUGGAAGCAACUACAUUUUCAGAUUAUACAUCUGAUUACGAUUAUUUCAUAGUCCCACCAUGCAACAAAGAGGAUGUUAAAAUGUUUGUAACUCUUUUAACAAACAUUUUAAAUCCCAUUUUUUUUAUUUUUGGGAUCAUUGGAAAUUGCCUUGUCCUCUGGAUUAUAAUCACAUAUGAAAGUCUGGAGUCACUUACAAACAUUUUUAUAUUUAAUCUGUCUAUCGCGGACCUGAUUUUAACAUUCUGUUUGCCAAUUUUUACUGUCUACCAUAGUCAAGGAUGGGUAUUUGGGGCUAUGGCUUGCAAAGUAUUCAACAUCCUUUUCUCCAUAGGAUUUUACAGUGGACUUAUCUUCUUGACAUUUCUUACGUAUCAUCGUUAUCUUGCAGUUGUGGAUCCACUGUCUGCUUUAAAAGCCAAAAAACCUUUGUUUGGAAUUCUGAUCACUGUGUUUGCCUGGUUAAUGAGCAUAGCUGCUUCAGUCCCUGUGAUGAUCUUUCAAGUACAUCGAAAAAAUGGUGAUCUUAACAAAUGUGAAUAUGAUCAAGUAUUCCCUGUGUUGAUAAGCCACUAUCAACAAAAUAUCUUCUUUCUACUUGCCUUCUUUUCUGUCAUAUUCUGUUAUUAUAAAAUUAUAAGGACAUUACAACAAUCUCGAUCACAACGGAACCACAAACCAGUUAGACUCAUUCUUAUUAUUGUUGUGGUAUACUUUUUCAGCUGGACACCUUACAAUGUUACCAUCUUGUUGCAAUCAUUUCACCAUCAAGAUUUUAUUAUGGAAUGUGAAUUGGUUAAACGUAUUGACUAUGCAAAAUAUGUUAGUGAAAAAAUAGCACUUUCACAUUGUUUCCUGAACCCUAUCUUUUAUGCUUUUGUUGGGAUUAAAUUCAGAAGACAUUUAAAGCAUCUGAUAAAAUGUUAUUGCCCUUGCAAGAAGCAAGAAGAGGUGCAUGUAACCAGAAUUAGUUCCCAUGACCAUUUUCAUAAUGGAAUAGACUCUGUUUACUAACCAAAAGUGUACAAUGUAUUAUCCAGGACCAUAAAAAUAUGGGAAGGUAUUACUGUAAGUAAUCAAAGUCAUUUUCUAGGGACGCUGUUAAGUGUAUAACUCUUAAGUAAAUAUUCUGUACUGUCAAAGAUCCACAAUUUCUUUUCUCAGCAAUAAGAUAAUCAUUAAAAUGUAUUUUGAGAUAAAAAGGACUAUAACAGAUUAUUAGUAUGUAUCCUUUU
Molecule: messenger RNA, 1445 nt
Organism: Rana temporaria (common frog)
Lineage: Eukaryota; Metazoa; Chordata; Amphibia; Anura; Ranidae
Product: chemokine XC receptor 1-like
Exons: 1
Coding region: 208-1224 (338 amino acids)
Biological process (GO): G protein-coupled receptor signaling pathway; immune response; chemotaxis
Cellular component (GO): membrane
Molecular function (GO): chemokine receptor activity
Source: RefSeq, a predicted model, not a curated record